AAAACCCAACCCGCACGCUGCCCCAAACUCGCCCGCCAUGGCCCCCAAGAAGAACGCGGCUCAACCGGCUCCUUCAGCCGCUGCGACCACCCAAAUUGACACCACAACCGCGGGCUCUGUCCCUGCGACUCAACCGAAGCCAUCAUCGACAUUGGCCAAGAACACCCCGGCGAAUUGGGACAAGGUGCUGCAGAACAUCUACCAGUAUUACAUGAACGAAACUCCACAGCGAACGAAGCUCAUCGACGUGUUCCUCGCUUUCAUCGCGGUCGUGGGCGCACUGCAAUUCCUCUACUGUAUCUUGGCCGGCAAUUAUCCUUUCAAUGCUUUCCUCUCUGGUUUUGGAGCAACUGUUGGACAGUUUGUCUUGACAAUCUCGCUACGUAUACAGACGGCGGCCGCGAACAAGAGCGAUUUCCCAGAGGUAUCUCCUGAACGAGCAUUUGCCGACUACGUUGUCUGCAGUCUGAUACUACAUUUCUUCUGUGUCAACUUCAUCAACUAA
This is a messenger RNA of Trichoderma atroviride IMI 206040, 505 nucleotides long. RefSeq lists its product as uncharacterized. Lineage: Eukaryota; Fungi; Ascomycota; Sordariomycetes; Hypocreales; Hypocreaceae. The record is from RefSeq and is a predicted model, not a curated record. Gene Ontology annotation, biological process: protein N-linked glycosylation. Gene Ontology annotation, cellular component: membrane; oligosaccharyltransferase complex.